UGCCACAGCAGAUCCGAGGUAGAUCUGCACGUUGAUCUGGCAUGGGUUUCACACUGGGUGCCUUUCUUGACACACCUCCACAUUACGUGGAAAAAAGUGGCAGGGGUGGGGUUUGAACCAGGAACCUUUCACAAUGAAAACAAGUGCACUAACCACUUGGCCACUAAUUUUUAAUCUUCCUUGGAGCGGUUCAUAAUCAUGGGAGGAGUAAAAGAGUAAGCCUGACAAACACGUUUGGCAAAUGCUUUUGGGCUUUUCUUUCUGCAGUUAAAGCAGCAGAUCAGAUCUGCUCCCCGGCUUCCAGCAUUCCUCUCUGCAGCUUCACUACUUCAGCCAAGAUUUAGGAGGCCAUUGGGGUGCUGCAGUGACUGUGGGAUGGAUGCUGGGAGCAGUGACCCCAUAAGCCAGCUGCAGAGGAGCUGCCACACGGCAUUUGUAGACACCAACAACACGCUGCACGUCUGGGGAGGUUACCAGGUCAUUGCUGGAGAGGAUGUCAUGUUGCCCAGUGAUGAGAUUUGGCUUUGUGAUUUAGACAGUGGAAUUUGGCAUCGGAGGCAGAUCACCGGAGACAUCCCACCAGACUUAUUAGGCUUCUGUGGCUCUUAUGUUAACAACACGCUCUACAUCUUUGGAGGAUGCGACCCCAACGGAUACUCCAAUCAAAUGUUUUCUGUUGACCUGAGUGAGCGCUGCUGCUCAUGUAGGAGAGUGACCAACACCAAGGGAACGACCCCCUCACCUCGAAACAAACACACCUGCUGGGUACACAAAGACAGACUGAUCUACUUUGGUGGAUAUGGGUGCAAGACCAUCGCAGAAGUCCAAAACACUUCAUCGUCCAGUUUCAUUGUUGAAGAGAUGGCCUGGACAAUGAUUGGGGGCACCUUGUUCACGUGCUGGGGCUGGAACAAUGAAGUCACUGUGUUUGACAUACACACGUCUAUAUGGAGCUUGGCUGAGACUAACGGUUCUGCUCCAAGCCCCAGAAGUUGCCAUGCCAGUGCGCUUCUCGGAAACAAAGGCUACAUUUCCGGUGGUUUGGGCAGAGCAGAGUUGGACAUAUUCUCCUUAGAUCUUGAAACCUGGACUUGGACUGCAUUCGACACCCCCCUGUCUUUCACACCUCCAGGGCGCUCUAUGCAUACCAUGACACCCGUAUCAGAUCACACACUCUUCAUAUACGGAGGUCUCGGGAGAGAUGGAAACACUCUGAAUGAUGCCUGGAGGUUCCACACAGUCAAGAAAGAGUGGACAAAGAUGACACAAACACAUAACAACAAGCCCAGGGUUUGCCACACAGCAUGUGUCGGAAGAGAUAAUGAUGUUAUUAUGUUUGGGGGAAGCAGCAACUUCUGUGUACUUGUGGACACGAUAGCUGUCCUGAGAUCACCGGGGCAACAUCUCUGCAGAGACGUGGUUGUUUUUCAGACACAGCCGUAUUCCCUAUUCAGACUGUGUGAGGACUUCAUAGGAAGAAACGCCAACCUGUUUGGAAAUAAGUUGAGCUACCUGCCAUCAAGACUGCAGAGCAAACUGGAAAAAAGAAUUGUCUUUUUCUCUGCCACCAAACCUGUGUCCACAGUUUAAAGGUUGAUUUUCGAGCAGUACAGUUCUGAGCCAGUCAUUCUUUACCUCACUGUCUUCACUUUUAAUUAAGCAAAAUGUGAAAUGACUUGAAAAAACCUUGAUACCAAGGUCUCAUUCUAACUUAUACAUUCACAUAUUCUGUAAAUAAAGUUUUUCCUUCUGUCUUAUUUUCAACAGCUACUUCAGCCCAUUUUGGCAUAAAGCAAUUUGUACAGUGUUUGUCUCUGAAUAAAGGUACUGAUAUUUUGACCAGUA
Messenger RNA from Thalassophryne amazonica, 1845 nucleotides. RefSeq names its product kelch domain-containing protein 1-like. The record is from RefSeq and is a predicted model, not a curated record. Lineage: Eukaryota; Metazoa; Chordata; Actinopteri; Batrachoidiformes; Batrachoididae. The coding region runs from base 376 to 1590 and encodes 404 amino acids. Gene Ontology annotation, molecular function: protein binding. The transcript is spliced from 13 exons.